This is a messenger RNA of Argiope bruennichi, 1839 nucleotides long. It is a transcript of the gene Rsph4a, whose product is annotated as radial spoke head protein 6 homolog A-like. The coding region runs from base 1 to 1839 and encodes 612 amino acids. Gene Ontology annotation, biological process: cilium movement involved in cell motility; cilium assembly; axoneme assembly. The transcript has 12 exons. The record is from RefSeq and is a predicted model, not a curated record. NCBI's taxonomy places the organism in Eukaryota, Metazoa, Arthropoda, Arachnida, Araneae, Araneidae. Gene Ontology annotation, cellular component: axoneme; radial spoke.
AUGGAUUAUGAAGAUUUACUUCAUCUUCAUGUUGAAGAAAAUGCCGACAGUGGUAGACGACUAUACCGACCCAUUAAAAGUAAAGACGACAUUAGUCCAGUCGGUAGAAUUGAAUUUGAGAAAGCCAAAAACAUGCUUUCGGUUGUGAGUCCAAAGUCUAAUCUCUCUUUGUACGAUCAUUUGGUUGCCAUACUGCAUAAAACUUUACGACAUGGAAUAGAAGAUGCUGUGGAUAAGCUGGAAGAUAUCAGUUUUUCGCUGAAAGACGAAAAGCAAUCUGAAGAAAAUGAAUUUAUAAAAGUGACGCCACCAAAUGAAGUGCUUUUAAAGUUCAUUGAGGACAAAAAACGCUUCUACAAAUUGACUCCAGUUGCUUCAAAAGAGGAGUUAAAAACAGCCGAAGAGGAUGAAGAAGAAGAAGAUGAAAGUACCCCUCUUCAAAAACCACCAGCUGAAGCUGAAGAAGUCGAAUCGGAAGUGGAUAUCGCUGCUUCCUUAUCCGACCUCCAUUUCAGCAUGCAGCGCUUUGCUUUGGCAGGGAUAGGACUCGAUCCAAUCGAAGUCCACGAUUUGGUUUUGGCCAUGAAAGAUUUGAUUGAAACAUACAAAAUAGGGGAAGUCCGAUUCUGGGGGAAAGUGUUUGCCAGGCACUGCGAUUACUACAUAGUCGAAAGUAAGUACAGUGAUGAGGUAACCCCGGAAGAUUUCGGUUGGACGCUCGAUAAGAAAGAAGAAGAAAAGGAGGAGGUAGAUGAAGAUGAAGAAGGGGCGGAAGAGGUUUCAACUGAAGAAGCAGAAGAUGAAGGCGAAGAAGACGUUGAAGGUGGUGAAGGUGGUGAAGAAGAAGAAACUGGUCCAAAAAUACCCCCUCUCCCAGAGCGCCGGCCAGCAAAAAGAAAGACUGUUACUUCAGAAAAAGGAGGAACCGGAGUAAACGAACGGCUCUACUUUGUCUCCACUAAAGUUGACGGUUCUUGGAGAUGUUUGCCGUUAUUGAAACCUUUUCACAUCACUGAAGCUCGGAGGGCUAAAAGGUUUCUUUCAGGAAAUCUGGAAUCUGAAAUCGGAGGAGGUGUUCCCUUUUCUGGUAAAGAAGCUCACUACUUGCGCGCGCAGAUAGCUCGAAUUUCAGCAUCCACUUGUGUGGCUCCAGUGGAUUACUAUGAGUUAUUAGAGGAGGAAGAAGAAGAUGAAGAGCAUCCACUCGGGUUUCUCAAGAGUGAGUCAUACGAACCUAAAUCUGUGAUGGAAAUGUUUACUGAAGGACUAGAGGCGUGGGUUCACUGUAAGCCAGCGAUAUUAGAUCAAGGAAGGUAUUCUCCUAUGCAAGAAGGAGAGGAAGAUGAGGAAGAAGAAGCAGAAGAAGAGGAAGAGAACGAAGAAGAAGAAGGUUCGGAAAUAUUUGAAGCUAAGAAAGAACUUGAAGUUCCCAAACUUAGAGGUUUAUCUGAAGAUGAAGCAAUUGGAAAGUUACAACCCUGGAACAUCAAAUUAAGUUCGAAAUUAGCCAAAAAGGUGUCAAUCAUUAUCUUACAAUCGAAUUUAUGGCCUGGGGCAUUUACGUUCUACGAUGGAAACGAUUUUUACAGGUCUUUUGAUCACAUUUACAUUGGUUUUGGAUACAAGUUCUCUACUUACCAUUACGGUCCAACAAUUCCUAUAGUUUUCCAGAAAGAGUACGAAUCAGGUUCUGAUAUUGUGGAGACAGAAGACGUCGAAGUUGAAGAAGAACCUCCCGAGGAAGUCCAUGAAGAAGAAGAAGAAGAAGAAGAGGAAGGAGAGAAUGAAGGUGAAGAACUUGAAGAAGAAAAUGAAGAUGAACCAGAGGAGGAAGAUUAA